GGCAGUUUCGUUCUUACAAGCACGCUAACUGAAUUUACAACGCUUAAUUUCGUUAUGAGCACAUUUAAACAUACGUUUGGGGGCUAUGAAAAUAUCGAUGAAGGGUUAGGGCAACCUGAACCUCUUCCCGAUGAGAUUGGCGUUGUUAAAGGGCAAUAUUUGAUAAAAGAAAAUGUCAAGAAAUGGCCAGAGAAAGAAAUUAAAGUUGGCGUUACAGGAACGUCUGGCGUCGGGAAAUCGAGCCUUAUUAACGCUCUUAGAGGGCUUGAUGACGAUGACGAGCAGGCUGCAGAUACAGGAGUUAUUGGGACAACAUCAGAAGCUGGCUUUUAUCCUUACCCUAACAAUCCAAAAAUCACACUCGUGGAAGUACCAAAAACCACCUCACCUACUUAUUCUCGCAACCUUAAGUUGUGUGAUAUGUUUUUGAUUUUAACCGCUACAAGAUUCAGAAUAGAAGAACGCCAGGCAGCGCAAGAAAUCAAGUCAAUGGGAAAGUCUUUCCUCUUGGUGCGCACGAAAAUGGACUUGGAUGAAGAGAACGAAACAAAGCGGAAAAGACGCACGAGUGAAGACAUAGUGAAAGGUAUUCUGGAUAAUUGUCUGGAAAAUAUAAAAGAUCUUAACAUUGGUAAAGACGAGAUUUUUCUUGUGAGCAACCAUGACAAAGUUAAAUGGGAUUUUUACCGCCUCACUGAAACCAUCCAGAACAUGUUGCCCACUCAACAGAAAGAGGCGUUAAUUCGACCAGUGAUGGAGAAAUCCAAAGAUUUCGUGAAUAAAAAAGUUGAAGUUUGGCGAGGUCAACUAUGGAUGUGGAGAGUUCUUAUGUAUAUCCUCCUUCCACUUGAUAUCUUGACAUUGGGGUUUUUAUCGCAUUUGAUCAGCACAUACCCAAUUAAGUGGCAAACCAAAUCGUACCUAUCUCAGCUUGACCUCCCGAAGGAAGGCUCCAAUGAGUUUAACGAAAUGAAGCCAGGAUUUAAAGAAAGAAUGAAAAGAUUUUACCCGAAAUACGAAAACAAUUUUUUCGCGAGGUAUCGUCAACGUAUUUGUCAUCCGAUUCAAAUAAUUUUGAGCCCGGAGACUACGAGUGCUCAUCUAGACGAUGUGUUGACUGGGAUGAAAGUUCUUUCUAUGGAACUACUGGAUGAAGCAGCUACUAUGGCAAUUAAAGCAAGCCAUUAAUUAAGGGAGUAAACUGAAGUAAGCUGACAAAAUUUUAUGACAAAGUAAUGUAGCAAGCGUCAUCACCGUAUAUAAGCGUAGUACAAUUUCCGAUGAAUCAAUGGCCAGAGAUAUAAUUGCUAAUAUGUAUUUUUUCCAAUGGCUUAUUUCUUGCAUAAUUUGCUGCAGUAAAAUAAACUGUUUUACAAUAAUUAAGUUAAAUUGCAUGCAUACAAGGGGAUUAUUUCCUCAGUAUUAAUUCUAUUUAAAGGCAUCCGGGCUAGAGGUUUCUGUUUUCACAUAAUUAUAUACUAAUACAGUUUUAAAAAGGUUAAGGUGUCUUAUACCAAAAAAAAUCACGAUUUAUUCUUCCUUAAAAAUCAGUUUCAAGGGAUGUAAGCCGAAUCGAUCCCGAAUAUUUUAUAACUUUAAAAGUUUUAUCUUUACAGGCCUGCAAAACGUUUAAUACCGAAAAAAGUUUUAUUUACUGUAAGUUCAGCUGCGAGGCAGAAAUAUUUAGAACUAAAUAAAACCAACUUCGAAAAAUCAAAAUAAAAGAAAAAAUUAGUAUAAGACCACGUUAAAUUGAAACAAACACCUAAUAUCAAUAUAAAUAAUUGCUAUACUAUAAAACAAAUAACUUAUUAAAUAAAUAAAAAUCG
Dendronephthya gigantea is the source of this 1829-nucleotide messenger RNA. RefSeq names its product T-cell-specific guanine nucleotide triphosphate-binding protein 1-like. NCBI's taxonomy places the organism in Eukaryota, Metazoa, Cnidaria, Anthozoa, Malacalcyonacea, Nephtheidae. The transcript is spliced from 3 exons. Gene Ontology annotation, molecular function: GTP binding; GTPase activity. The record is from RefSeq and is a predicted model, not a curated record. The coding region runs from base 55 to 1188 and encodes 377 amino acids. Gene Ontology annotation, cellular component: membrane.